Messenger RNA from Phascolarctos cinereus (koala), 4729 nucleotides. Lineage: Eukaryota; Metazoa; Chordata; Mammalia; Diprotodontia; Phascolarctidae. The record is from RefSeq and is a predicted model, not a curated record.
CCUUUCCUGUCCUCCAGAGGGCGCAGACACCCUCCCGGAACGCAUGGUGUGCUUCAGACGCGCCCCUUGGUGUCUCCGCCCUUCACAAAGAUGGCGGCAGAAGGGCGUUAAACGGCCGCGGCAGCGCGGGGCGGAGACGGUCUCGUGACGGGGGAAGAUGGCUGCCUUUCCGUGGCAUUCAAGGCAGAGAAACUAUAAAACUGAAUUUGAAUCAUGUAGCUUAGAGGCUGUACCCUUGGACUUUGGAGAUUAUCAUCCACUGAAACCUAUAACUGUCACAGAAUCAAAGACCAAGAAAAUGGGGAGGAAAGGAAGUACUUCUUCUACUUCUUCUUCUUCCUCCAGCUCAAUGGUGGACCCCUUGAGCAGUGUUCUUGAUGGUACUGAUCCACUCUCCAUGUUUGCGGCAACAGCAGAUCCAGUGACUACCACAUCUAAUAUGGAUAGCUCAAGAAAGAAACGAGAUGACAUUUCCACCGUAGGAACUGAUUUUGAACCUUGGUCAAGCAAACGUGGUGAUAUCCUUGCCAGAUACACAACAACAGAAAAACUUUCUAUUAAUCUGUUUAUGGGAUCUGAGAAAGGCAAGGCUGCUGCCUCCACAUCUGCAAUGUCCGAGAAAGUCAGGACAAGGCUGGAGGAACUCGAUGAUUUGGAGGAGGGAUCCCAAAGAGAGCUACUGAAUUUGACUCAACAGGAUUACAUGAACAGAAUUGAAGAGCUUAAUCAGUCACUAAAGGAUGCCUGGGCCUCGGACCAGAAAGUGAAAGCACUAAAAAUUGUUAUCCAGUGUUCUAAACUUCUUUCUGACACAUCAGUAAUCCAGUUCUACCCAAGCAAAUUUGUCCUCAUCACUGAUAUACUUGAUACAUUUGGAAAAUUAGUGUACGAACGAAUCUUUUCCAUGUGUGUGGACAACCGAAGUGUCUUAUCAGAUCACUUUUCUCCAGAGAAUGUAAAUGACACAGCCAAAGAAACUUGCUUGAAUUGGUUUUUCAAGAUUGCUUCAAUCAGGGAACUUAUUCCCAGAUUCUAUGUGGAAGCAGCCAUCCUGAACUGCAACAAGUUUUUGUCCAAAACAGGAAUUUCAGAAUGUCUCCCACGACUGACAUGUAUGAUUAGAGGAAUUGGCGACCCUUUGGUUUCAGUAUAUGCCCGAGCAUAUCUGUGCAGGGUAGGCUUUGAUUUAGUUGGGAUGGAAGUGGCUCCACAUCUUAAAGAAAGCCUAAAUAAGAACUUUUUUGAUUUCCUCCUUACAUUUAAACAGAUUCAUGGGGAUACAGUUCAGAAUCAGUUGGUGGUGCAAGGUGUGGAGAUUCCAUUGUAUCUUACUUUGUACUCUCCUGCUAUUGAUUGGAUUUUGCAGUGCAUUGCUUAUCAUGCUCCUGAGGUUCUGCUUACUGAGAUGAUGGAAAGGUGUAAGAAACUAGGGAACAAUGCUUUGCUGUUGAAUUCUGUGAUGUCAGCAUUCAGAGCUGAGUUUAUUGCUGCGAGAUCUAUGGAUUUUAUUGGCAUGAUUAAAGAGUGUGAUGAGUCUGGAUUCCCCAAGCAUCUCCUUUUUCGCUCAUUGGGAUUAAACUUAGCCUUGGCUGAUCCCCCUGAGAGUGAUCGACUUCAGAUAUUGAAUGAAGCCUGGAAAGUUAUCACUAAAUUGAAAAAUCCACAGGACUAUAUUAAUUGUGCUGAAGUAUGGGUAGAAUAUACGUGCCGGCAUUUUACGAAACGGGAGGUCAAUACUGUUUUAGCAGACGUCAUCAAACACAUGACUCCUGAUCGGGCAUUUGAAGAUGCAUAUCCACAGCUUCAUUCAAUAAUUAAGAAAGUUAUCGCCUACUUUCAUGAUUUUUCAGUUCUUUUCUCAGUGGAGAAAUUUUUGCCAUUUUUGGAUAUGUUCCAAAAAGAGAAUAUCCGCGUGGAGGUUUGCAAGUGCAUUAUGGAAGCUUUUAUUAAGCAUCAGCAAGAGCCUACCAAGGAUCCCGUCAUCCUGAAUGCUUUAUUGCAUGUUUGUAAGACUAUGCAUGACUCUGUGAAUGCACUCACCCUUGAGGAUGAAAAGAGAAUGUUGGCAAUUUUAAUUAAUGGAUUUAUAAAAAUGGUUUCAUUUGGUCGUGACUUUGAGCAACAAUUGAGUUUUUAUGUGGAGACUAGGUCAAUGUUUUGUAAUCUGGAGCCUGUUCUUGUCCAGUUGAUUCAUAGUGUGAACAAGUUGACGAUGGAAACAAGAAGAGUAAUGAAAGGAAAUCACUCCAGAAAGACUGCUGCAUUUGUCCGGGCCUGUGUUGCCUUCUGUUUCAUUACAAUUCCUUCCUUGACUGGUAUCUUCACACGUCUUAAUCUCUAUCUGCAUUCAGGUCAGGUCGCGUUGGCAAAUCAGUGCCUUUCCCAAGCUGAUGCUUUCUUCAGAGCUGCAGUAAGCCUUGUUCCUGAAGUUCCAAAGAUGAUUAAUAUAGAUGGAAAGAUGCGGCCAUCUGAAUCAUUCCUUCUGGAGUUCCUCUGCAAUUUAUUUUCUACUUUAUUAAUAGUUCCGGAUCAUCCAGAACAAGGAGUCCUAUUUCUUGUUCGAGGUUUACUAAAUGUGAUCCAGGACUACACUUGGGAAGACACUAGUGACGACAAAAUUCGUAUCUACACCAACGUUUUACAUCUCCUCUCUGCAAUGAGCCAAGAGACUUAUCUCUACCACGUAGACAAAGUUGAUUCCAACGACAGCCUCUAUGGGGGAGACUCAAAAUUUCUGGCUGAAAACAACAAACUUUGUGAGACCGUGAUCACACAGAUCCUAGAACACCUCAAAGCCCUGGGAAAAGAUGAGACCCUGAAGCGCCAAAGUAUUCUCGCACUUUCCUUCUUUAACAGCAUCUUAGCUCACGGUGAUCUUCGAAACAACAAACUUAAUCAACUGUCUGUGAACCUGUGGAAUCUAGCCCAGAGGCAUGGCUGUGCAGAUACCAGGACCAUGGUGAAAACUCUGGAAUACAUCAAGAAAAGAAGCAAACAACCAGAAAUGAGUCAUUUGUCAGAACUGGCCCUCAGGCUCCCACUGCAAACCAGGACCUAAUCAAUACAGCCUCUUUCCUGAGACUCUCAUUGGAAUUUAGUCUUCCUUCAUUUUAAGAAUCCCUGAACAUACAAUACAUUGACUUUUAUUUUGGCAUUGGUUUAAGUAUUCUGACAAUGAAAAGAGAAAUGUUCACAUCUGCCAGUAAAGGGCAUCUUACUUUCUAUUUGCAAAUAACCUUUUAGAUCUCAUCAAGCAGCCUUCUAAUAAGUCUGUAGGUCCUCUAAGAAGAAAAAAUUAGUGCAUGUAAAGGUGACAAGCCUCCUAACACCUUUUCUUUUUUAAAGUUAAUCCUAAAAUCCUAUUUGGAAAGCCAGUAUGGGUUAGUCCUGAAGAUGGAGUUAGGAAGGACUGGGUGAAAAGUAUGCUUCAGGUGCUUACUACUCAUGUGAUAGUACCAAAUUACUUAACCUCCUGGAGCCACAGUUUCUUAAUCAGUAAAUAGCUAAUACCAACCUCACAGGAUUUGUGAGACUAAAAUGAGAAAAUGUAUAUAAAAGGCUUUGCAAACUUGUGUCUGUUUAAAUUGUCUGUUAUUAUUUGAGAAGUCACUCCAGUAUAUUUAUACCCAUUUUCAAUUUUUUGAUUUAUGAAAAGUUAAUUUCCAUUAAACAGCUUUCUAGGAUUUUUUAGAAGGCUAAUAAGUAGAUUUAAAAAAUACUUCCUUUGAUUGUAAUUUUCCACCCUAAAAUCUGUGGAGAACUUUGUAGGUAGGGUUUGAGGGGAUUCUCUUUUUCCCUUGCACUGGACAUGGUAUCUAGCAUCAUAACAAUUGUGCAGGAAAACAUUCCAUCCAGCAGUUGGAUAGUCAGUUUAGAAGAGUUUGAGUCAAAGUCAAAGAAGCAAAACCACAUUUGACAGACAUAGCUACAGAGAAGCAGCUUUAGGAGUGGAAUCUCUCAGAAUGAAGAGAGCCAGCUAUGGAUUCAAGAGAAAGCUAGCCUUGGCAAUAAGAAAUUGAGCUACAGGGAGAAGGUCCUGGAAGCCCAGCUGAGCAACCCAUGAAGUGCCCAGAAAGAGCUUUGUGAGGACUCAGUCCUAGAGUUAAGUGGCUCUGGCCUUAUGUCUAAAUAUGUCCCUCUUUACCAUGGUUUGUGCCUGCCCUUCCAUAGUUGUAUUUCUGGCUAACCAUGUCCCAGGUUUAUGUGGGAGCAAGAGGACAAUAUUUUGUAGUUACACCAUCUUAGUAAAUGUCUUUGCAAAGAGCCACUUGUCUGUUGGUGGAUUAAGGAAAGCACCUGAGUUGGGGCUCAUGAGCUACAUUUGCAAGAAUUGGUACCCAAAAGUACCCUGAGAACCUCAAGGUAGAAACUUUAUGUGGGAGUAGCCCAGAGCCAGUGCCAUGUGCAUAUAUUCUGUUGGUUAUAAUCAAGGGAGUAGUAAAUUUGUUUAGUUCGAUAUGGAAAGGCUGGAGACUCAAGUUUAAACACAACUUCGCAAUUUUAUUACGUGUGUGACUUUGGGCCUGAAUUUCUUCAUGUGUGUGUUCCUAAAUAUAGUAUGUUCCAAAAGUCAUAGUGCUAUUCAAACUUAAAGUGGCACUAAGAUCCCAGGUUACCCUGUAUAAUCUAGAGGAACAACUGACAAAUUUUAUAGUUUUUCCUUACCUGCUUCAUAAAUUCUUUCAUUGUGACAAUGUGAGCAAAACUAAGUGAAGUGAUAAUUUUGAAA